AUGGCUCCCACGAUAGUCCUCAUCCGGCACGCCCAGGCCCUGCACAACGUCGAUAAUACGUCUCCCUCUUCCCUUGCCCCGAAGUCUGCUUCAAAUGGACAGAGCUUUGCAAAGCUGACACGAAAAGCACAGGACCACUCGAUCCACGACCCCCCGCUGACGGACCUCGGUCUCGAGCAGUGCGCCGCCCUGCGAGCCUCGCUGCUUGAGCGGUAUGGCGCUGACGGAUCUCUGCCGCCGCGCGAAGAGGAUAUCGCCGUGAUCGUCAGCCCGAUGCGUCGCACGCUGCAGACGGCAACGCUGGCGCUCGACUGGCUGCUGGACCGGGGCGUGCGGUUCGAGGCCAGCGCGGAUUGGCAAGAAAACUCAGACCAGCCCUGCGACACGGGCUCAGCCCUCGACGCCAUCGCCCCCUCCUUCCCACACGUCUCCUUCAGCAACGUCUCGCCCCUCUGGCCUGACAAGACGACGUCGUCUCCACCUUCACCUUCAUCAGCAGCGACCUCGCAGACUAAAGAGCCAACACCCGCACAGCUCUUCGGCUACUCGCGCGCCAGCAUCCUCGCCCGCGGCCGCCGCGCCCUCGAGGCCCUGCACGCCCGCCCCGAGCGCCUCGUCUUCGUCGUAUCCCACUCGGGCUUCCUGCGCGCGGGCGUCUCCCGUUGGUGGUUCUUCAACGCCGACUUCCGCGUCUUCGACUUUGUGGCCGCGGGGGCGCCGUCGUCGUCUGGGCAGGCGGAGGGCGAUGGCGAGCAGCAGAAGGAGGAGGCGGCGCGAGGCGAAGAGGACGACAGGUUGCUGCUGAGGCAGGAAGAGGGCAUGGUCAACGGCGGGAUGGGAUGGUCGCUGCCUGAGAGGGUGGCGCUCGGCGAGGGUCUUCCGAAUGGUGAGAACGGCGUUGCGGCAUAG
Molecule: messenger RNA, 909 nt
Organism: Purpureocillium lilacinum
Lineage: Eukaryota; Fungi; Ascomycota; Sordariomycetes; Hypocreales; Ophiocordycipitaceae
Molecular function (GO): oxidoreductase activity
Source: RefSeq, a predicted model, not a curated record